Messenger RNA from Botrytis deweyae, 1260 nucleotides. RefSeq lists its product as uncharacterized. Bases 1 to 1260 code for a protein of 419 amino acids. The record is from RefSeq and is a predicted model, not a curated record. NCBI's taxonomy places the organism in Eukaryota, Fungi, Ascomycota, Leotiomycetes, Helotiales, Sclerotiniaceae. The transcript is spliced from 2 exons.
AUGCCACCCACUUCCAAUACAAUGAUGGACAACCCCUUCCCACCACCAGAACCAACAGAUUUGGGCGAAAUUGAUCGUCUUCCUGCUACCAUAGAGGAAUUCUGCACCACCAUUGGACUCGGUCACGACAUCCAAAACUGCGAGCGUCGAGAAGGGGGAAACAACAAUGUUGUUAUGUUUUCCUACAUGCCCUUUACAUCUUCCGAUCCAAACCAUCCUCCACAUACUCGACAGCACUGUAUAUUGAGAACGGAAAAGAUCGUCUUCACCAAUUCUCCCAACGCGGAAUGCGAAGAUACGAAAAGAAUCGUCGCACUUGCGCAGGUCUGUGGAGAAGCAGAACCCCAUCCAUCUCAGCUUCCUAUUCCUGCGGUUUUGGCGUAUGAUGAGUCGUAUGAUAAUACUAUUGGCUGUCCGUACAUUGUACAGCGAAAAGCGGCAGGGAAAGACCUGGCACGCUGGUAUGAACUGCUCAAUGUCCCUGGUUCCGCUACGGAACAGUAUCAUCUGAAGGAAAGAAUGAGAGUCGCGGAGGAAAUGGCGAAGUUUCUUGCGAGUGUGGAGAUGAAUUUCCAGUAUACGGCGUAUGGAUUGUUGGUUAAUAGACGGGGUAUGUUGGGGAAGAGCGUGGAGGGCUUGGAAAAGGAAACGUGGAUGGGUAUUAACCCUCGUCUUGUGGGUAAUGUGUGGAUUCCGGGAAAUGUGCAGCAUGAUGUAUUCAUUGAGGGUUUGAUCAAUGUUCACCUUCAGGUAGCGUAUGAGAAAUCGGGCUUUUUGUCAGCUGAGUAUAAAGAUUUGGUGAAGUUGAGCAGGAUCUUUCAGGAGAUGAGAGAUGAGGGACUUAUGGAUCGCUUCAGUGGAGUGACUACGCUUUGGCAUCCGGAUCUGUAUCCGCGGAACGUGGUUUUCGAUCGUGUUGAUGCUGGUGAGGGAAUGGGGCGAGAGAUGAAGUUGACGGCGGUCAUUGAUUGGGAUGAUGCACUGGUGCUCCCACGAUACAUGAUACGCAAACCAUUGAAGUGGAUCUGGACACGCAACUGUCUUCCUGAAGAAUCGCAAGCAGUUAUCAAAGAUCAUUUUUAUAGUUAUAUGGAGAGUUUGGUUCCGGGAUAUAGAGGGGAGGCUGAGGGAAGAGAGGCGAUAGUUAUGAGGGCGGUGUUUGCGUAUGCGUUUUGGGGAACGGGGUAUAGAUCUCACUUGGAACUCUCAUUUCGGGGGUUGCUGAGGGAGUGGAAGAGGAUGGGAGAGGAAGAGGAAUAG